GGGGCAGCGGGCUGAGGGAGCGGGGCAGCCCGGCUGAGGGAGCGGGGCAGCGGGCUGAGGGAGCGGGGCAGCCCGGCCGAGGGAGCGGGGCAGCCCGGCCGAGGGAGCGGGGCAGCGGGCUGAGGGAGCGGGGCAGCUCCGCCGAGGGAGCGGGGCAGCCCGGCCGAGGGAGCGGGGCAGCCCGGCCGAGGGAGCGGGCCCGCCCCGGCGCUGUCCCUCGCAGCGGCCCCGGGCCAGCGCUGUCCCCUCAGCGAGCCGCGUCCCCGGCGGCUGCUCCGUGACACUUCUGUGCUGAGCCCGGGGCAGGCCCGCGACAGGGACACGGCUGUGCCACACCACACCUGCCAUGAGCCCCGGCAGGGCGUGGCAGCUCCACAGAGCCAUCCCGUCCCUUGGGAUGGGCUAGAGAAUUUGUUAAAAAAAUCUCUAAGCUGGGUAGCAAAAGAAGCUCCUGGAGCUCCCCCGUGGCUAAGCACCUCAUAACACUGGCUGCAGGAAAACCAGAAAAUAGAACGUUUUAUUAUCACUGAGCAUGUAACCCGCUGUCCUCGAAGUCUGUCUUUCAUUAAUGGGUGAAAUGAACCGGCUAAAAGGUUUAAGACAGAAUUAACACUGUCAAGGUAACAAACACAGAAAAAUGGCUCUGCACCUGCAGGCUGGGUGCACACUGAGCAUGCAGGAUGCAAGACCUGCGAGCUCAGACCUGGUUUCGGCCAUUAAGAUGAAUAGGAACCCAUGUAAUGGGAAGUUUCUGUACUGAACAGGAUACAUGUCAAAUAACGAUACCUAAAUCGAGUACCUGAGUGAUACAGAGGAUUACAGGGGUACUUCUGAAAUGGAGCUUAAAUGGCUUUCACAGACUGCAAGCUCUGUUAUGGCUGCAGUAAAUUUGAGUCAGGGAAAGCCUUUAAAGAAGUAUCAGAAAGAUGACAGUUCUCAUUUGGGAAAAAAAGUGGGUCUGGGAUGGAGAUUAAUCUCAGUUGCCAGUACAGAAAUGGCUGUGAAUUUCUGUUUGGAGCUAUUAUAUAGAAGAGACAUUGCUGAAAUAUUCUGUAAAUUCUUUAACAGAUUUUCUGACAGUAUUCUGUCGGUUAUACUAAUUCAAAAUUCAGCAUCUGAUUUUUCCCAAAUGCCUAAUGCUUAAUCUCACUUCUUUCAUUGGGUUAUUUAUUAACACUUGGUAAACAAAGCAUUAGAUAUUUAUUCAUAUCAUUCCAAUAGGAACCUCACUUUUUUCCCAAAAUGGGAAACAGUCUAUUGCUUUAUAUUUUAGUAUUGAUUCCCGCCUUUGCAUCCUCAGACUUUUUGGUAACACAUGUCAGAAACAUCAAGAAGCGAAAUGCUGAUAAUGACUUGGUUGUCAAUGGGAUGGAAAUCUAUAGCAUGAAAAUUGAUAGUAAAAUAACUUCCCGGUUUGCACACAAUGUCAUCACCAGUCGAGCUGUCAAUCGUGGAAAUGUGUCCAAAGAAGUCUUCUUUGAUGUUGAACUCCCUAAGACAGCCUUCAUUACCAAUUUCAGCAUGACAAUUGAUGGUGUCACCUAUCCUGGAACUAUAAAGGAAAAAGAAGCUGCAAAAAAGCAAUAUGAGAAGGCUGUUUCAAGAGGACAGACUGCUGGUCUUGUCAAAGUUUCAGGAAGAAAAACAGAAAAAUUCACUGUCUCAGUCAACAUUAAAGCAGCCAGUAAAGUCACUUUUGAACUCACAUACGAGGAACUGCUGAAGCGACAUUUUGGAAAAUACGAAAUGUUCAUCAAAGUAAAACCAAAGCAGCUGGUCAAAGAUUUUGAGAUUGAAGUAGAUAUCUUUGAGCCCCAGGGUAUCACUGAGCUGGAAGCAGAAGGAACAUUCAUCACCAAUGAGCUGCAAAAUACCAUUAAAAAAACUUUUUCAGGAAAAAAGGGCCAUGUGUCUUUCAAGCCAACCCUCGAUCAGCAGCGAACCUGUGCAAAUUGCUCACAGUCUGUCCUGGAUGGGGAUUUUACUGUAAAAUAUGAUGUGAAGAGAACAACUCCAGAUAAUUUGCAAAUUGUCAAUGGCUACUUUGUGCACUUCUUUGCACCAACAAAUCUUCCAAAGUUGUCCAAGAAUAUUAUUUUUGUAUUGGAUACUAGUGGUUCAAUGUCUGGAAGAGAAAUACAACAAACAAAAGAAGCACUGCUAAAAAUCCUAGAGGACAUUAAAGAGGAUGACUUCUUCAAUUUCAUAUUAUUUGAUAGUGAAAUAUCUACCUGGAAAGAAACAUUAAUCAAGGCCACUCCUGAGAAUCUGGAUGAAGCAAGGAAGUUUGUUCAGCACAUUUCUGCUCAAGGCUUGACAAAUUUACAUGGUGGUUUGAUGAGGGGAAUUGAUAUUCUGAAUGCUGCUCAUGGAGAAAACCUUGUGCCCAAGAGAAGCGCUUCUAUAAUUAUCAUGUUAACAGAUGGCCAACCAAAUGUAGGUGUAUCAAACACUCAGGAGAUUGAGAAAGCAGUGAAGGCGGCCAUCGAUGGUAGAUACACCUUGUACAAUCUUGGCUUUGGCAGUGGGGUUGACUACGGCUUCUUGGAGAGGAUGGCACUGGACAAUAAAGGACUGGCCCGGCGGAUUUAUCCUGACUCUGAUGCAGCUUUGCAGCUUCAGGGGUUUUAUGAUGAGGUGUCAAAUCCCAUGCUCAUAGAUGUGGAGUUAAACUACCCAGAAAAUGAAAUAUCAGACCUGACUACUAACAGCUUUAAGCAUUUCUAUGAUGGCUCUGAGAUUGUGGUGGCUGGGCGCUUUGUAGACAGCAACCAAAACCAUUUGUCUGUAGAUGUAAGAGGUGAAGGUGCUAAUGAUGCCCUGUCGUACACUACACAGCAAGAUGCUGAGCAAACAGCUCAGGCUUUCCAAGAACAGCAGUACAUAUUUGGAGAGUACAUUGAAAGGCUCUGGGCUUAUCUUACCAUUGAACAACUCUUGGAAAAACGCCUUACAGCUACUGGAGAAGAAAAGGAAAACCUUACAGCUCAAGCCCUGGCUCUCUCACUAAUGUACAAGUUUGUAACACCACUGACAUCCAUGGUGGUAACAAAACCAGAAGAAAAUGACAAUGAAGAGGGGAUUGCUGAUAAACCCACUGAAGCUGAAGCAGGGAUGUUCACAGGUCCUUUGAUGGCUUCACCUGUCUAUCACACAUAUGCAUCACAACCCACAUGGUAUACUAGUGUUGAUGGAGAUCCACACUUCAUUAUAUCAGUACCACAAAAGAAAGAUGCCAUUUGUUUCAAUAUCAAUGAAAACCCUGGCAUGAUCUUAAAUUUAAUAAAUGACCCAGUGACAGGCAUUACAGUCAAUGGAGAACUUAUUGGUGAUAAGAGAGCAAAUAGUGAUGCAAAGAUCCAAAACUCAUAUUUUGGAAAACUUGGGAUUGCAAAUAAGCAGCUGGAUGUAAAACUGACAGUAACUCCUGAGACCAUCACAAUUCAGAAUGGGGAUGAAAAAACAGGGUUCACCUGGCUGGACUCAGUCACCUUGCAACAAGCAGGUUUAACUUUGAUAAUUAACAGGAAAAAAAAUCUGGUGCUCUCAAUGGGCAGUGGUGUCUCAUUUGUUGUUGUUUUGCACCAAGUAUGGAAGAAACAUCCUCUCCACCAAGAUUUCCUGGGACUGUAUACAUUGAAAAGUGAUAAACUCUCUGAACAGACCCAUGGAUUAUUAGGGCAGUUUUUCCGGCCCAUUGACUUCACCAUACUUGAAAUUCAUCCUGGGUCUGAUCCCAAGAAACCAGAUGCCACAAUGAUUGUUAAAAACAAUGAACUGAUAGUAACAAGGGGCUGGCAGAAGGAUUACAGAAGAGAUCCUAAACACGGGGUUGAUGUUCCUUGCUGGUUUGUCCAUGACAAUGGAGCUGGGCUGAUAGAUGGUGUUCACACAGAUUAUAUUGUUUCCAGUCUCUUUUAAGCAACUGCAACUUCCUCCAAAUGCACAGGUGGAUGGUAUUUGUCUGAAAAAAGAGUAUUUUCAGCAUGUAAGAACUAUUCAAAGCAUAUGAGCAUACCAUGUCUAGCAAGGACAAGGUAUGAUGGUUCUCAUACAGAGUUUUCCUGUGUGUUUGAUCCAAUUUGAGAAGCAAGAUCCCUCAUCCUCUGAAGUGUCCUCCUUAUUAGGUUUAAAAUUCUGACUUAAAAUGUUACUUUGUAAAACAUAACAAAAACCCUCUACCCAAUUUUUAGUCAAUAACUGAGUGUCAGGAGUGAUUAAAUUAAAGCA
Prinia subflava (tawny-flanked prinia) is the source of this 4230-nucleotide messenger RNA. Its product is annotated as inter-alpha-trypsin inhibitor heavy chain H3-like. The transcript is spliced from 22 exons. The record is from RefSeq and is a predicted model, not a curated record. NCBI's taxonomy places the organism in Eukaryota, Metazoa, Chordata, Aves, Passeriformes, Cisticolidae. Gene Ontology annotation, biological process: hyaluronan metabolic process. Bases 1243 to 3921 code for a protein of 892 amino acids. Gene Ontology annotation, molecular function: serine-type endopeptidase inhibitor activity.